AAAAACGCAACUAAAUCUUCCAAGCUGAGACAACGAAUUACCCUUGUCACGAUCUCGAGUUCGAGGAGGCCUCUAGCGUCCCGAGGCCGUAUUGGGGACCAGCAGAUUGCAAGUCUCGAGGACGCAAAUGAAGAAACGUGCCCCCUCAAUCCCGAAGCAUCGGACGAGUCCGAAAGAGAAGGGUUCCUAGACGUGGACCUGGCCGAUCCGCCUCCUUCCGUCAAAACAUCCGAGAUGAAUCGAUAUGCGGCUUUUCUGUACUUUUUCUUACUGAUCCUGUGCAACUUCUCGAACAAGUUCGUGCUGACUGUGUUGGGGUUUCACUACCCCAUGGUCUUCCAAGGAUGGCAAAUGCUGGUGGGGGUCAUUCUUUACCAGAUUCUCAGAGCUACCGGUGCCAUUACAUUUGCUUCAAUCCCGAUGGACCCAUCUGGGUUCAUUAGCUUGUUGCCUAACUUUCUCUUCUUCACAUCGGGAAUCAUCGCUGGUUCCAAGGCCUUGGCAUCCAUUCCUUUGGUAUUAUUUCUGGCCAUUGGCAACUGCCUGCCCGCCUCGCUUCACCUGGUGGACGUGUUUUACUCAAAACCAAAUCAAUAUGGUGGCAAGUCUCUCUUGGGAGCCAUUUUUGUUUUAGUGAGCGCCAUGGCUUUGCUGGUAACCGAGCCCCGAAUGUCAUUGCUCGAAUCUCCCUAUUUUUGGCUUUGUGUGCAUGUCAUUUGUCAACUGUUCUAUACAUUGCAUGGCCGCAUUGCUGAUGCCCGCUUCAAUUCGGUAGACCGCCAAUACUACAGUUACAUUUUUGGGCUUAUUGUCCUGGCUCCAGCAAGUUUGUACUUGGAAGAAGCCUUUAAUGUGCUCGAAUUUCAAGAGAUCUCUCAGAUCAUGUUUAUUUGCGGCUCCAUCGUAAGUGCCGUAUCUGGUGUCUUCCUUCAUCUCUACCAAUCUCGUCUACGCAAUGAUUCCAAUUUCGGGAAAGUCCACCAUGUGGGCAUCAUUCUCACGGCCUUGUUGUCAUUGAUACCCUUUGAACACGAAUUUUCCGGCAUGCACGCCCCCAUCAUCUCCCUGACAAAUAUCUUGUCGCUUUACUUCAUCCCUUGUCACAUUAAUCCCGAUGAGACGAAGCUGACCGAGUCUUCCAUCAAUUUCUCUGUUUGAAGGACUCUCCAAAGACAAAAAAAGUUACCCUCUUUACUGUAAAUUGUGAUAUAGCUUACAACAACUCAAAUCUAUUUUUAUGUUCCGGGUUCGAAAUACCAAUAAUAAACGCUCCCUGGUACGCUAUCA
Messenger RNA from Tigriopus californicus, 1287 nucleotides. Its product is annotated as transmembrane protein 241-like. The record is from RefSeq and is a predicted model, not a curated record. NCBI's taxonomy places the organism in Eukaryota, Metazoa, Arthropoda, Copepoda, Harpacticoida, Harpacticidae.